Molecule: messenger RNA, 2061 nt
Organism: Nezara viridula (southern green stink bug)
Lineage: Eukaryota; Metazoa; Arthropoda; Insecta; Hemiptera; Pentatomidae
Source: the annotation of a GenBank genome assembly
CGACUGCUCAAGGAGUGACAUGGCAGCACCACUGCGGCUAGGGGUCGCCGGAGCUGUCCUCUCAUUGGUCGGAAUCAUCUUCGGCUUCUGGGGGUUCCACAAGUUCAUCGCCUACAAGAUAAACCAGAAUGUGGCGCUUAAGAAAGGCAACGACAUGCGAGCCGCAUGGUCGAAAUUUCCAAUCCCUGUCGAGUUUAGGAUAUUCUUAUUCAACGUGACCAAUCCACAGGAAGUUCAUACUGGGCAGAAACCCAAGCUUCAAGAAGUUGGGCCGUACUUCUUCGACGAAUGGAAGGAGAAGGUGAAAUUAGAAGACGACCCCUCAGAGGACACAGUGUCCUUCAACCAGAGGACUGCAUGGAUCUUCCAGGAAUCCAGAUCUGAAGGACUGACGGGCGAAGAAGUCGUAACUAUUCCCCAUCCUGCUCUUCUCAGCAUGGUGCUGACCGUGGAGAAGCAGAAGCCAGGGGCACUGCCGAUGAUCAGCAAGGCACUGCCGGCGCUGUUCAACAGCCCGAGCACUGUGUUCCUCACUGCCAAGGUGAUGGAUAUCUUGUUCAGGGGAGUUCCCAUCAACUGCUCCUCCACCGACUUCGGGCCCAAAGCCAUCUGCACCAUGAUCAGGGCCAACCCCAAAGGGCUCAAGAAGCUCAACGACGACAUAUUCCUCUUUUCCUUUUUCGGAACGAAAAACUACACAAUAGACGAUGGAAGGUUCACGGUAAAGAGAGGUGUUAGGAACGCAAAAGAGGUUGGCACAGUUGUGAAGUUCAAUGGCAAGGAAAUCCAGGAUGUCUGGAGCGGUCCUGAAUGCAACGCCCUACGGGGGACCGAUUCCACUAUCUUCCCACCCUUCAUCGACGACAGCGAGGACAUCGUGUCAUUCGCUCCUGAUCUAUGCAGGUCUCUUGGCGCCAAGUUCAAACAUAAAAUAGUCUACAAAGGAAUUCCUGGCAACCACUACACUGCUGAUCUAGGCGAUAUGUCAUCGAAUCCGGAAGAAAAAUGUUUUUGCCCAACUCCAACGACAUGUCUGAAGAAGGGUGCUUUUGACAUUAGCAAAUGCGUCGGGGCGCCUAUCGUACUGACGUUGCCACACUUCUAUGAAACAGACCCGAGCUACCUUGAGACUGUAGAAGGGCUGCAUCCAGAAAAGGAAAAGCAUCAGAUUUUCUUGAACUUUGAACCAAUGACUGGAACCCCGCUAGGAGCGCGGAAGCGACUACAGUUCAACAUCCCGAUCCACGCGAUCAAGAAGGUGGCACUGAUGAAGGAAUUACCGGACGCCCUUGUACCACUCUUUUGGGUUGAAGAGGGCCUGGAGCUAGACCAAAAGUUCAUUGACCUCCUGGACUCUCAGUUAUUCAUGGCUUUGAGGAUCGUCGGAGUCAGCAAGUGGGUGAUCAUAGUCCUCGGCCUGGCCAUGAUCGGGGGAGGCGUAGGCCUCCACUACUACAGGAAGGACAAGAUGCCCUCCACGGUCACCAAAGUAUCCCCGCCUCCCGAAAAGUUUUAGCUGGCGGUUCUGGCCUUCGUCAUUUAAGCAUAUUACCUUGAAAUGUUGCUCAGGCUGAUGAAUCCUUCGUUACCAGUCACAACAUGAUUUAUAUUUUUUAAUAUUCUUCAGAUGACUAUUAAUUCAAUCAGUCACCGAUAGAAUAUAAUAAAUAGACAUCUUGUGGUAUACAAGUCUUUGAAAAAUAAGAAAAAAGUUUACAAAAUACAAAACAUUUUUACUCUAUCAAAUGUUAAAAUUUCAACAAUGCAAAUAGUUGAUCCAUAAUAUUUUGUUUAAACAGCAAGUAAGUGAAAAUAUGUCGGAGCCUUAACAACCGGUGUUUGUAAAACCAUCUUAGCUAAAACCAUUUAAUGCAUUUUUUUCACGAAUCAAUAUCUCGGAAAAAAAUCAAAAGCACGUAAUUUAUUUCCUUACUUAUUUUCUAUUUGCUAUUUAAACUACAUUGCAUUAAAUAAAAUUAUCUUCAAUUUAGUAAAAGUUGAAUUAAAAUACAAUUGGCGAUAUUUAUUAAACAGGAGGUAAUGAUUGUUAAGUAAUAGUCG